Aphis gossypii (cotton aphid) is the source of this 1178-nucleotide messenger RNA. RefSeq lists its product as uncharacterized. Bases 429 to 884 code for a protein of 151 amino acids. The record is from RefSeq and is a predicted model, not a curated record. Lineage: Eukaryota; Metazoa; Arthropoda; Insecta; Hemiptera; Aphididae. The transcript is spliced from 3 exons.
ACAAAUGUUAUGGUUUUCAUGUUGGGUGGCAUUACUUCUAAAUGGAAACAAACUGUUGGCUAUUAUUUUACUGGAAAAUCUGUUAACGUUUCGGAUAUGGGAAGUUCUAACCAAGCAUUAUGGAGAAAAUUGAAUAUUCAAGCUAAACAGCAUUCUGAAGUUUGCAAUUUCAUACCACAUCCAUAUGAUUUUACUCGAAAAAUUUACAUUGUUCCAGAUCCAGUGUAUCUUUUUAAAAACAUGAAGAAUAUGUUGAUGACUAACAAGGUUUUAACUAUAUCUGAUGAUAUAAAAAAAAAUAUAACUUGCCCAAUCAAGAGAUUAAUGCUCAACAUAUACUAGAUGUAGUUAACUAUCAAAAAAAUUUAAAAUUCCAAUUGGCUCCAAAACUCACCGAACAAGACUUAUUUCCGAAUCAUUUUCAAAAAAUGAAAGUGUCUAAAUCUACUAAUGUUAUAAGCCAUGAUGUCUCUAGUGCAUUAAGGUUUUUAGCUGAAGAACUUCAUAAACCAGAAUACUUGACUACUGCUUGGUACAUUGAAAUUAUUGACAAAUGGUUUAACUUGAUGACAUCAAAAAAUCCAGUAAUGGCACUAAGCAAAUUGAAGCCAUUAGUUUACAAAGAGGCAAUUUCAUUUUUAAAUGAAUUCAUUGAUAUUAUGAGAAAACUAAAAGUUGGAGCAAAGACACUAUGGAAACCUUCUCAAAGUGGAUCAAUUCUUGCUACUACAUCUAUACUACAGAUUCAAGAUAUUUUUUUAAAUGACAGAGGCUUCAAGUUUCUUUUAACAUCACGAUUCACUCAAGAUUGUUUAGAAAAUCUCUUUUGUGUUUCAAGAUCAAAAAAUGUUGUACCAAAUGCAUUGCAGGUAAAAAAUAAUUAAAAACUUAUUACUGUUUCACAGUACUUAAAAGAUGUGUCCAAUAGAAACUGUGAUGAAGAUGAUAGGGAAUUGUUGUCUGGAUUUUUGGAUGUCAUACAAAAACCUAAAGUACGCAAUAAUGUGUCUGAAGUAAAAAUUACUGAUAAUUUAGCUGCUGAGCCACAUGUUCUUUUACUAAAUAAUGGUGAAUUAAAUUCUCUGUAUAAUAUUUGUGGCUAUAUAACACAUAGUAUUAAAAAAAAGUCUAAAUUAUGUAAAAAUUGUUUAAAUUUUGUUGGAUCUAAUUCAAGUACU